ACGAUUUAAAAACCUUUCCGGAUGACAUGCAGUUUGAAUUUAUGGGGUAGAGGAUUUCUAGACCAACAGAGUCAUAAAAAUCCAGAAAAGACAGGUGUAAACUUAACGUCACGAUUCACAGUUUUGAUUGAUUGGAAAUCAAUCGGCAACCAGUUGUUUCAGGAAGAAAAAUAAUUCACGUGGAGAUUAUCUUCCGAUGACAUUUCCGGAAUUGGAUUAACAACUUCCGAGUACAAGGAUGUCGCAAUCCUCAGUGUGAAGGGUGUUCUCCGUCCUGUUAUGGGAGUAUAUACUAUCGAGGACGCAGACGAUGACGAUGAACCGUCUUCCAGUGUAUGUUGUUUGGGAGGAUGUGUCACAGGUUGUGCUUUAGCAAUACUACUCCUUGUUAUUUUACCUGCUGGUGCUCUGAUCACAUUUUACGCUGGAAAUAACGAAGACUAUGGCGUCCUAUCAGCUGGAAUAUGCAUGAUCGCGAUCCCGCUUCUUUCAGUACCCACUUUUAUCUUUAUUUUCAUGAACAGAAGGCGGAUUCUAAAAUUUAGAAAAACAAAGGUUGUUGGUUGCUCUAACUCUUCUGUAGGAAGAGAUAGAAAAGUACGCUAUUGAAAGUAUCGACACGACAGUGACGUCAUGGAACUCCAUCUUAGUGAUUUACCAGUGCCAUGGGUAUAGACAACGAUUUUAGACUCACCAAAGUGCUUACAUUUUUUCAAAGUUGCACAGUUUGGGGAUGCAUCAACGAAUGAAUUUUGUAUACUCGGUUUGGUAAGCUGGUUUCAGAGUUUAAACUUCUGUUAGCAGUUAGUCAGUGACAGGUGCAAAUCUGUUUACUUAAAUACACUGUCAUACUGUAUGCAAAAGCAAAUAUUGUGUGCUAAAUGGUUCAUCUAUGGUAUUUUUUUUAUGGAGAGAGCUUUCCAGUAAGCUUUCGAAAUCAUGAUAAAGAAUUGAUAAAAUUUACAUUACAUACUCGUAUGUCUUUACUUAUCCAACAUAAAAUCACAGCAGAAUGCGACCUAAAUUUACUUUUGCACACAGGAACAAAUUUGCUCACGAUUAAAUUUCUCGCCGUAUAAACACAGUGAUAGUCAGUAUGAUUCUCAUGUAAGUUGUAUACAAGAAUAAGAUGUAUGAAAUUAUUACUUUAGUUUCAUCUACGAUAAAAUUUAUACUCUAGCACUUAGGCAAUAAUCUAACCUGCUGGCUUCAAACUGACUACGACCAUUUUAUAAAUAUCCAUCCAUCUUUUACUAAUUAACGAUUUUAAUGGUCCUAAAUCAAUGAUUAAUUAAUUAGUCAGGAAUAUAUUACCAAUAAAAAAAAUUAAUUAGUGAAAGAAAUGUGUAAGAUUUAAAUGGUUAAAGGUGAUUGCCUUAAAUUUGUUGAUAUUAAAAUUUAAAUUGUGUUGAUAUAUUAGAAUCCAAAUUUUUGUAUGUUAUAUAAAAUUGAAUCGAUUAGAACUAUUUUGAAUUUUGAAGGCAAUUGUUGGAUUAAAUAAUGUUGAUUGAUUUCUGCCAUUGCUAAACCAGAACCCCAAGACCAUAAACCGAGAAGGCUGAAGUAAAAAUUUAGAUGUCGGAUAUGUUGAUAUCUAUUGUACAACCAUGUUUAAAAAGUUGCAAGUUUAAAUAAUAUGAAAAAUAUAAACACAUGAUGAAAAUUUUAUUGUAUUUCUAAAAUUAUGGAAUGUUAUGCUAAUUUGAAAUUAUGACUUAAGUCUUUUGUAAGUUUAUGGCCAUGAGGCCUGGUUAAAAUGAUACCCAAGAACAGCAUAUACUCAAAGAGAUUAAGAAAUGCAAAAGAGAGUACUUGUUAAGGUUCAGAAUGUUUAGAGUUUUUUUGCUUUUUUUUUUUUAAUUUGCAUCCUUAUUAUAGAAAUGUACUUUUCAUUAUGCAUUAAGAAUAUGACGAAAUCCUUUUCAGUUGUGCCAAAAAAUCAUCCUUUGUUUUAACUUUUCUUCUUUCUGUAAAGUUUUUGAAGUGUAUGUAUUUUAAUUUUUUUUUCGACGCUAUUUUCACUUUCAUGUAGCAGCUGUCCCUUGUUAUUCAGUGUUUACAUAUAUGUAUUGGAUAUUCGAUGCAAUAAAUGGCUUGCUUUUGAAGAGCAGAGUCCGCCAUAAUAUCAGAAGACAUAUCAAUAAAAGUGUUCACAAGAACUUGGUGUGUUUCCCGUGUGUGUGUGUGUGUGUGUUUGAGAGAGAGAGAGAAAGAGUGGGUUUGUUAGUUGUUUGCUUUAAUCCCUUUGAGAGAGAGAGAGAGAGAGAGAGAUGGGAGAAAACAUUUUGGUGAAGGAUUGUUAAAUAUGAGAUACUUGUAUAUAAGCAAUAACUUAUUUUUGUUAUUUCUAGGAUGGUUAUAUGUACAUGUACUAGCAUGUUAUUUCCUGAGAAUUUAAUACCAUCUAUUCUUUGAGCAAAAUAUACUGUUAUUGUUACUUAACUGGUAAGGUUAUAUCCAAAAUAAUUUUGAUGUACUACAAUUUUUUUGUUCCUUAAUUGAUUUGACUGUUUAUCUGACCUGUCAUGUUGAAAUGUGUCAACUUGAAUUUUAAGUCAAAAUCUACCUAUUUCUCAUAUAUAUGUUUUUGACAAGAAUAGGGAAGAAAUGAUUGAAGUUUGAUAUUGAAUAUAGAUCUAUCAAUCAUAGUCUCAGGUUACUUCUCUGUUUUGUAUAUUUUCAAUAUCACUCUGUUUUGUAUGUGUUCCGAAUGUAAUAUAAAAACUUGUUUUUGAGUUAGUUUGUUCCGAAGAUUGUGUAAAUUUAAAGACAAACUUAGCCAAUGAAAUCCAGUUUUGUUUUUCAUUUGUUUUUAUCUUGUUUAAGGAAUAAAACCUGGAACUUGU
Molecule: messenger RNA, 2846 nt
Organism: Saccostrea echinata
Lineage: Eukaryota; Metazoa; Mollusca; Bivalvia; Ostreida; Ostreidae
Exons: 4
Coding region: 280-609 (109 amino acids)
Source: RefSeq, a predicted model, not a curated record